Molecule: messenger RNA, 941 nt
Organism: Sclerotinia trifoliorum
Lineage: Eukaryota; Fungi; Ascomycota; Leotiomycetes; Helotiales; Sclerotiniaceae
Source: the annotation of a GenBank genome assembly
CUAUAUCUUCAUUCUGCUUCUUCUCAUAGGGGGAAAGAGACCGGAAAAAUAUGACAGGCUCAUUCUGGCACAACGUCCUACCAUCUCGAAGGCCAUCAUCAUCAGCUUCCUCAACCUCAACAACAUCCGAAUUUAUAGAUUCAUCCUCACGCAGCAGUCUCAACUUAAGUCUCCAAUCCAGCCACAAAGUAUCCCGAAAGCGACGAGAGUUAUUUGGUGAUUUUGAGUAUUCUGUCGAUAACGGGAAUAUGAACGCGAAUAUGCAAGAACCUUCGGGGAUGGAGAGAAAUUAUCCCGGUAGAGACACUGGAUUCCCAGAGCCUCUAAGUCAUGGUACGUAUCAUUCUUCCUCUCCCUUCUCAUUUUGCACACUGCCCAAGAUAGGUGUCGAGAUUCAUGGGAAGCUGAGACAAAAUAGAACGUAAUACAACACUUCGACAUCCCGAAGCAGAUACUUCCCCAUACGCGACUCUCGAAUCGACCGAACUUGAUAUUCAUCGUUCUCAUUCACGACUUUCCCUUAGGAGACUCCAUAGCAAACAUAAAGGGUCAUUUCUGAGCAUACCCUUACAUGAGGAGGUGGAGUACACAGAUGAGACAGAAAAGGAUGUGAAACGAAACGAGCUAGCCGAUUCAGACAAAACAGUAGAGGAAUAUGCAGAAAUAGAUGGCAAAGAUGAUCAAGGUUAUAGGUCCGGGGAAAGAAAGAAGGGGAUGCUUCAAAAGCUGAGUUUACAUAGAGGUUAGAUGACAAAGUUGAACAGCGAAGGUGCAGGCAAUUAGGAGUUUGGAAGAAACAAUCUUGAUGAACACAGGACAACACAAAAAUGAGCGGGAUUUGAUCAAGUAAGCGAGGCGUUCAAUGGGUUUGGAGUUCGGAGGUCCGAAAGGUUGAUAAUAAAUACUAUCCCUUUGUAAUUAUUGCUUUAUCUCGAUAGAAC